Messenger RNA from Hyla sarda, 2459 nucleotides. Its product is annotated as extracellular calcium-sensing receptor-like. Gene Ontology annotation, molecular function: G protein-coupled receptor activity. Gene Ontology annotation, biological process: G protein-coupled receptor signaling pathway. The record is from RefSeq and is a predicted model, not a curated record. Gene Ontology annotation, cellular component: membrane. The coding region runs from base 15 to 2459 and encodes 814 amino acids. Lineage: Eukaryota; Metazoa; Chordata; Amphibia; Anura; Hylidae. The transcript is spliced from 6 exons.
UUGUCUUGAGUCUUAUGCAAGUAUAUAGGACUUCUAGUAACUUACUCCAAGCUCUGUUUUGCAUCUCCUGGUUUAGUCUUGAGAGCUACCAGCAGCUCCAGGCGGUGAUCUUUGCAAUUGAAGAGAUCAACAGGAAUCACAAGCGUCUCCCAAAUAUCACGUUGGGUUUCCAAGCCUAUGACCCUUGUCUUGCUGUCCAGCAAAGUUUAGCUGGAACAUUGCAGGUGGUAACAGGAGAGAGCAAAGCAAUUCCCAACUACAGAUGUCUAGAUGUUCCCUUAAGCUCUGUCAUUGGUCCUUCAGCUUCCACACAUUCUCUUUCUAUCGCCUCUAUUCUGGGGCUUCAGAGAUACCCUCAGAUCAGCCAUAUUUCUACAAGCCCUCUCCUCAGUGACCGAACAAAGUUUCCAUCUUUCUUUAGAACAGUCCCCAGUGACAUUUUCCAGUCCAAAGGUCUUGCUCAGAUGGUUUUGCAUUUUGGAUGGACUUGGAUGGGGCUUCUAGCAGUGGACAAUGACUAUGGCCAACAAGGGAUCCAACUUGUCAGACAAGAGAUAAUAAAGGUGGGGGCAUGUGUUGCCUUCACAGAAACCAUCAUCCUAAGUCGACCGGAUCGCAACGCUCCACACAUUGUUAACACAAUAAAACAAUCUUCAGCCAGGGUUGUGGUUGUCUUCUCUAGUGAUAUUAACAUGUUUCCAAUAUUGGCCGAGAUGCUAAGACAGGAUGUUACCAAAAGGAUAUUUGUUGUCAGCGAAGCCUUGUCAACUUCAAGUUUCUUCAAGGGAAUGACUGCGAGGCUUGUUUCGGGCACCAUUGGGAUAGCUCUCAAUAGUGGAACAAUACCUGGCUUCAAGGAUUUCCUAAACAAAGUCCAUCCAUCUAAGCCUUCAGGAGGAACAUGGGCAAAAAAUCUCUGGGAAAAAAGUUUUGAUUGUAAAUUUAUUAAGGAGAACAAUGUGACAAGUUCUUUAACAUCUUCAGCGAAAUCAUGUACAGGAGAAGAAGACCUCGAGAGCAUAACAAACGGCUACAAUGAUGUUGACCAUUUACGAGUCACCUACAACGCCUAUACCGCGGUACAGAUCAUCGCCAUGGCUUUGGAAGACCUGAGAUCCUGUCAAAGUGAUGGAAAUGCAGGUCUUCACCAGACAUGUGCUGACAUUUUUAAGUUUGAACCUUGGAAGCUUCUACACUACAUAAAGCGAGCAAGGAUAAGACUGAGUAGUGGUCAAGAACUCUAUUUUGAUAAAAAUGGAGACCCACCGGCAGUCUAUGAUAUAGUCAACUGGCAGCUGGGACCAGACGAUACCAUAAAACACAUCAAGGUCGGAAGCUAUGAAACUACUAGAACUUCAGCUGAAGUUUUCCACAUAAACACAAGUAUCAUCCAGUGGCCUACCGGAGAACAGAUGGUUCCUCUCUCGGUCUGCAGUGAGAGCUGUCCUCCAGGUUUCAGGAAGGCGACAAGAAGAGGACAACCUGUCUGCUGUUUUCAAUGUGUUCCAUGUCCUCAAGGGGAAAUCUCCAACCAAACAGAUGCUUUGGAUUGCAUCAAGUGUCCAGCGCAUAAAUGGCCAAACCUUGAAAAAUCUUUAUGUCUCCCAAAAGCCAUAGAAUUUCUGUCCUAUGAAGACCCAUUGGGAUCAACCUUGGCAGUGACCGCAGUCAUUUCCUCCUUAGUUCCUACGUCCAUAUUGCGGCUUUUCAUGAAAUAUAAGAAUAGUCCCAUAGUGAAAGCAAACAACUACCAUCUAAGCUGCUUUCUCCUGUUCUCAUUGACUCUAUGCUUCCUCUGUUCCUUGGCUUUCAUUGGUCCACCCCAGGCUGAGAAGUGUCUCCUACGACAGUGUGCAUUCGGUAUUGUUUUUACACUUUGUGUCUCUUGUAUCUUGGCCAAAACUAUGACAGUAGUGUUGGCUUUCACGGCUAGGAAACCAGGCAGCUGGCUAAAAAAAUGGAUAAGUUUUAUGGUUUCUUUCUCAUUUAUAUUCAUAUGUUCCUUAUUACAAUUCAUCUUGUGCAUUGUUUGGGUGUCACUUGCUCCGCCAUUUCCCCAGUACAUUAAUACACAAAUACAACCCACUAUUAUCAGCUAUGAAUGUAACGAAGGGUCACCUAUGGCAUUUUGGUGCAUGUUGGGAUAUCUUGGCCUCUUGGCCUCUAUCAGCUUCAUUGUAGCUUUUAUGGCCAGGAGACUUCCCGACAGCUUCAAUGAAGCUAAAUUCAUCACUUUCAGCAUGUUGGCCUUCCUUAGUGUCUGGGUGUCUUUUAUUCCGGCCUACCUUAGCGCUGUAGGAAAGUACACUGCAGCUAUGGAGAUAUUUGCCAUUCUUUGUUCAAGUUGGGCUCUGGUCAUCUGUAUGUUUCUUCCUAAAUGUUUCAUAAUCUUGUUCCGACCCAAUAUGAACUCUCGAGAAUACCUUGUGAGGAAAAUUAGGUUCCAACGUCACAGAUGA